Molecule: messenger RNA, 1514 nt
Organism: Pristis pectinata (smalltooth sawfish)
Lineage: Eukaryota; Metazoa; Chordata; Chondrichthyes; Rhinopristiformes; Pristidae
Exons: 6
Coding region: 80-1279 (399 amino acids)
Biological process (GO): immune response; cytokine-mediated signaling pathway; regulation of non-canonical NF-kappaB signal transduction
Molecular function (GO): cytokine activity
Source: RefSeq, a predicted model, not a curated record
CAAUGCUAAGGCUUGUGGUGUGAGGCAAGGUUCUGCUGCACAGUGGGAACGAGCAGUGAUUGCCUCUCAUUGAGCAAAGAUGUCCCAGUGCCCUAAAGGAGGAGCUGUGAUCCACCACAAGGUGGUGGAUGGCAAACAUCGCUACAGGAUUCAAGAAGUCCUACACUGCAAGGGCACACAUUCCCCAUUCAGGAGAGGUGAUCACUUGCUGCAGGUGAACGAGAAGAAUGUGUCGGAUUUCCCACCUGAGACCCUGGCUGAGUUACUGAGAGAGAAAUCCACACUGAUGACUGUCCACCGUCCCAAUAACAAGGCUGAGUCUGCUGAGCCUGGGGAAGCUGCCGGUGUGGUGUACUGGCCGUAUGACAGGCAGAAGAUGGAGCUCCAGUUCAGCUUGGACAUGGUUCGGAUGGACGGAGGCUGUGUGCCCCUGGAGAAUUUGGCUGCAGCCCACAGCAAUGAUAAAGUGCUGCCUGCUGAUGUCAGAGGGAAGGACAAGAUCUGCCGCCAUCCAGAAAUACGCUCCAAACUCCCAAAUACCCCGCUGCCCAGCAGUGCCAGAGAGAAAAAUGGAGGGGUAGUGCAUGACAAGGACAAGGCAUGGGGAUUGUUGGUAGCACUCAAUCAUGCCACAGUUUCCAUCAUGCAAGCACGGGGUCCCCAUUGCUCCUCGGGAGUAGUGUGCACAGAGUGCAAGAAGAAGGAUUGUGAAAUACAUGCUGUUAAUGUCGGCUCCGAGGUCAAACCAGAAGUCUAUUGUCUAGAAGAAGGGUUAUCUCCCACCGAGUGCUGUGGGAUGAUAAUGAAAGUAAUGAACAGCGACUAUCCAUUUUUAAUUCAUAACGAACGAGAUCAGUACCUUCGACCUGGCAGCAACAACAAAAGAAUAGUUCUUAGUCGGCAGAAUUCUGAGUCUGCCCAGGUGACUAUCUUUUACUACAAGUCCAAUAACAUUCCAAAGGCAUAUUGUGGAAUACCAGUUGUGCUGAAAUUCUCCAAGACCAGCUGUUUCCUGAUGUGUCAGAGUGAGGGGUCCAACGUAUUGCUCAGAAUAGAGGAAUGUACCUCCGAGUUGCUGAAGCGGAUUCCAGAGGGGAGCCCACAAUGGCGCUUCAUCUUCUACAUGAAGGAACGGCAAGACGGUACUCUAAGCUUUGAGUCAGCACAAUACCCAGGCUGGUUCAUCAACAACCAGUGGACCCAAAAGAGGGCUGAAAUGAAACAAACCAUGGAAGAAACAUUGAAUGCAGAUUUCAUCUUUAUUUUGUUAAAAGUAUGAGAGUUAGCACUGGUGAAUGUAGAUAAUAAAAUAACAUGAAUUAUCCUGCCAAUAUACCUUUGUGGACUCAUGACAAUGGCACUGAAUAUUCUGUCAGUGGUUCACCGUGGACCUGGUCCACUGCUCAGACAUUGCCAUGAUACCUCCCUACCCCACCAAUCCAACAGGUGUCCCAGGAAGCAGAGCGUCUCUGCAUGUCAAAAGGGACUCCUGCUGCCCUGCAGAAUACCCAAUG